Strongylus vulgaris is the source of this 399-nucleotide messenger RNA. Lineage: Eukaryota; Metazoa; Nematoda; Chromadorea; Rhabditida; Strongylidae. The record is from the annotation of a GenBank genome assembly.
AUGACACAAACAUAUGCAUACACGCAUACUAUCUAUAUGCACUAUAUGACAUCAGAGGAAAUCACAUUGCGAAAAUCAUAUUUUCUUGUUGAAAUUCAUAAAACUGGCAAUGUGUCUACACCUCAUUUUCAGCACAGUUACAAAAAUGGGGAAAAACCCGUGGGAGCCCAUGCUGUCAAGAUUAUUGGGUGGGGCGAAGAAAGUCAUAAUGGAAAGAAAAUCCUCUAUUGGUUAAUGGCGAACUCAUGGGGCGAACGCUGGGGAGACAAUGGUGAGUGUAUCAUCGAAAGGUGCUUGCAAAAAACAAAACGCAUCAAGUUUUGCUUAGGACACUUCAAAAUGGUGCGUGGAAAGAACAACUGUGGCAUUGAACAAAACGUGACUGCUGGUCUACUGUAA